Messenger RNA from Numida meleagris (helmeted guineafowl), 5989 nucleotides. RefSeq names its product protein phosphatase, Mg2+/Mn2+ dependent 1K (gene PPM1K). Gene Ontology annotation, biological process: protein dephosphorylation. The transcript has 7 exons. The record is from RefSeq and is a predicted model, not a curated record. Bases 198 to 1316 code for a protein of 372 amino acids. Gene Ontology annotation, molecular function: cation binding; protein serine/threonine phosphatase activity. NCBI's taxonomy places the organism in Eukaryota, Metazoa, Chordata, Aves, Galliformes, Numididae.
GCCGCGCCGGGACGGCCCCCAGCGCCGCAUUGGCCCGGCGGCUCCGCGGAGGAGAGAGGCGGGGCGGGCGGGAGCAGCGGCCGCAGGGCUCUGGGGUGGUGCCGCCGCUCACCGCCGGCUUCCCGGGCAAGGCAGGAAGAGACAGAGGAGGAGGAGACAUUCCAGCUGCUGCAUCUCUUUCUCUGCGAAGACAAGUUAUGUCAACAGCUGCUUUAAUCCAUUUGGUAAGAAACGGAGGUUAUCAAGUUCGAAGGAGAGCCCUGCUGACAUCCCGCCUCUUGCAAGACGAGAAGCGUCCGGCAGCCGAGUGCUACAUUUCCACCUCCGAGCGCCGGGCAUCCCGCUUCGAUCCGGACGGCAGCGGGCGGCCCGCCACGUGGGACACCUUUGGCAUCUGGGACAAUCGCAUUGAUGAACCUAUUCUCCUCCCACCUAGCAUAAAGUAUGGGAAGCCGAUUCCAAAAGUCAGCCUGAGCAAAGUGGGCUGCGCCAGCCAUAUUGGGAAGCGGAAGGAAAAUGAAGACCGCUUUGAUUACGCUCAGCUGACAGAGGAUGUCCUGUACUUUGCGGUAUACGAUGGACACGGCGGGGCAGCAGCAGCAGACUUCUGCGCUAAGAACAUGGAAAAAUAUAUCAAAGAAUUUGCUGCUCAGGAGGAGAACUUAGAAAAAGUUUUGAACGAUGCUUUUCUAGAAAUAAACAAAGCAUAUGAAAGGCAUGCUCAGCUGUCUGCUGAUGCAACUCUGAUGAACUCUGGGACCACUGCAACAGUGGCCCUGCUGCGGGAUGGUAUUGAGCUGGUUGUGGCAAGCGUGGGCGACAGCCGUGCCCUCCUAUGUCGAAAAGGAAAGGCCAUGAAACUCACCAUUGACCAUACGCCAGAAAGGAAGGAGGAGAAGGAAAGGAUUAGGAAGUGCGGUGGCUUCGUUACCUGGAACAGUUUGGGACAACCUCAUGUGAAUGGUAGACUUGCAAUGACGCGGAGCAUAGGAGAUUUGGAUCUUAAAAACAGUGGUGUGAUAGCCCAGCCAGAAACAAAAAGGGUUCAGUUGCAUCACGCAGAUGACAGCUUCCUGGUCCUUACUACAGAUGGUAUUAACUUCAUGGUGAAUAGUCAGGAGAUCUGCAACUUCAUCAACCAGUGCCACGAUCCCGCUGAAGCUGCCCACGUUGUUACUGAGCAGGCAAUGCAGUACGGCACCGAAGAUAAUAGCACAGUUGUCAUAGUGCCAUUUGGAGCGUGGGGAAAGUAUAAAAAUGGCGAGAUCAACUUCUCCUUCAGCCGCAGUUUUGCCUCCAGUGGGAGGUGGGCAUGAAGACCUGACACAGCUAUCUUUUUCUGCACUAACCUGGACACAACGUGCUCUAAGAGAACACAUCCAUCUGUUCAUAGGUUGACUCAGUGUCUUGUCCAUCUCUUCUGUUGCCAGUUAUGGAAGAUGCAAGUGCUCCUUUGGUGCGUAAUUGCUGCUUACAGCUGAUCACAUUUUACUGUGUUUAUUUAUUCAGAUCAGCACUGGGGCAGCUGUUUCUUUGGGUUUCUAGACCCAGCAGCUCCGCACACCAUUUCAUUUGCACAGACGAGUCUCCGGGCUUGAGCUAUGGCACAUCUGUUUCAUCCCAGCCCUUAUUACCUAGUACUUAGUUACCUGGCAGCCGUGAAAGUCGGAGACUGAGCCAUGCAGCAUCUUCUUUGUAUGUUAAUACAUGGGAACAAAUGCAGUGUUCUUAGCAAGACAAAGAGGAGGUUUGUUUUGCUCUACCAUGCAGCCACCCAAAACUCCCCCAUGUUUCAGGAGAAACAGGUGAAAUACAAGGGGGAGGUGACAGAAGCAGUUAGCCUGUGGUUAUGUUCUGGUUCCAGGGGCAUUCCAUGUAGCCAAAUGACGUCCCAAUAGAGCACUGCUUUGCUGGGCUUUAGGCUCUCUCUGCUAUUACCUGUGAUCCUUUAGCUCCAAAGAGGCAGAGCAAGCAGGAGCCACGUGCUGUUGGACAGAUGGGAACCCAUUGGGCCCAAAGUCCCUGCAGUCUCCGUGGACCAUGCAGCAGCCCCUGGCACCAUGCUCCCUUCAGUGUGUUGGUGCCUGACAAAAGCAUGUAGGAGGGGAAAAAAAGCUGGACAUUUUUGAAUUACAGACACAGUCAUCAAUUUGAAUAUCUUUUUUUUUUUUCUUUUUCCUUUUCCCAAAGAAAAGGAAAUUGUUUCUAAGAGCUUUCAAUUCAAGAUUCUUUGGAUGUGUGAGACAGGAGAGUUUAUUUCUUCAUAUAUGAGGAUUUUCCUGCCCUUGGCCAAAGAUUAUUUUUUCAGUUAGUUAUGGUCUCCUGCUGGCAUAAAUACAGCUGUUAAAUGCCCAAAGCAAGAAAGCUAGAGAAAAAAGAGAAUAUUUUAAUAACGUAUGGCAAUUUUUUAAGUUUUGGGUGUUGUUUCUACUAGGCAUCAAAUAGUUGGUCACCAAAAGGUAGCUUUAUGCUUAGAAGAAAAGGAUUUCACUUCCCUUUCUGGUGAGAGUCUUUGUCCAGUGAGGCACAAAAGGCCAGAGCCCUUAGCCAGCUCGGUGUUGCUGUGAUACAAACUGCUGGUGACACGUCAACAGAGGGCGAGCUGUUUCACACACCUCCUUCAGCCCCAGUUCUUCUUCACUCCAAAUCAGUCGUGCAUCUCCUGUAGCAUCCAGAUUGCCCCGUAGUGAGGAAAUAUGGGCAGAGAAAAAUCAGGCUUUUCCCAUGUUGGCAACGUUAGAUUUUGUUCCAUGAGUGUUUCCAACAGCAUAAUUGUAAAAAACAAACAAAAACAAACAAACAAAAAAACACCUGACAAGAACAAAAUGUGAAAGAAAUUGUCUGACGCUAAAUCUCCUUACAGCAAGGAAAAAUAUUUCUGCGAUGCCGGGUCUGAUUCUCGUUUUCCAGUGUGUCAUAAGUAUCUGCAUCUUUUUUUAGCCCCUUCCAGGCCCUGGUUACAGCACAGUCAUUCCACGUGUUCUUCUUAUGGCUGCAGGCUUGGGAGCUCUCUGCAGGGCACAGCAUUGUACUGACAGCAUUAAUACUCUACGUAUAGACAGUACGUUGGUUGUGUCCCAUCACUUAGUGUAUUUAUAUGGUGUACAUACUGUGUAUAUUCAGUUUAUAAGCAUAAAGAGCUUGUGACUCAAUAUUUGUAAGUCUCUAUUGUGCUUGGUGCCGUUACCCAGGCAGGCAUGUUUUAAUGAGCACGUCACCAGUUUACAGUUAUAAUACCUACUCUCUCCCCCAGAUUUCCCCACUUCCGUCUUCACUCGAGAUCAAAAUGUUCACUCCUGGUCUCUACUUUGCUUACUUGAGGCAAAAGGGCACUUUUAAUUGAGAAUUUGCAAUUCUCACCCUACACAAGCUGUCUGUAGCAAAAGCAGCAGAACACAUCCUCUCCUGAGCACUUGCAGAGAGGCAGCGCCUGACAGAGGCUCAGCGAGCUGCUCCAGCAGUGUAGUUAUGACCCGUUUGCACUCUGCACAGCUGACUCCUGCUGAAAUAGCGUGUGGUCCUAGCUAAGGGUUAACCACACAGCAGUCUUACUCUGGACCAAAGAAGGGCUACAGUCAGCUUUGGUUUCGAGUGUCAGGCAGGCAUGAGCAGCAGAGUAGGGAUUUGGACAUGCCUCAUCAAUGCCGUUUGGUGCCAAAUGCUGCUCAUUCCUGUUUGGCCAUCCAUCCAGCUAGCCAGACAGAAGAUAUCAGGGGCCCUGGGGGCGUUUGUGACAAAUACACAUUGAUUUUUUUUGAGCUGUGCUGGGUACUUGCCAAGCUGAAUACAUGGUAUCAAAUGCAGGAUGGUAAUGAAUAGCACUGCAGGUGCUCUGAGGAACGGCCUGGCUGCUCGAGUAGCUCCUAAGCACUGAUUACUCUGUAAAAAGAAGUAAUAUUUAUACUAGCUGGACUUUGGGAGCAUUUUUGGUUUUAUCCCUAUCUGGUUCCAGGCCAGCUUGGAUGGGGCCCUGGGCAACUGGAUCUAGCAGUUGGCAACCCUGCCUGUGGCAAGGAGGUUAAAACUUGAUGAUCCUUGAGGUCCCUUCCAACCUGAGCCAUUCAGUGAUUCUAUGGUAGCUUAAUUUCAUAGAGAAUGGAAGCAGUUGGGUGCUUCUAUUUCCUCCAGCAGACUGAUUGUCCUCUCAGAGGAAGGACCCAUCCAGAGCUGCAUAUAUAUUUUAGAAAGGAAGGGAUAAGACAAAUCUUUGCAAAAUAGAAGGCAGUUAGGUAAAGAUACAUUGGCAGUUCCCAUUACUGCCUUUAAACAAUCACAGAAAAGCUUUUGGUUGGAAAAGACAUAGUGAUGUCAUCUCAUCCAGCCUACUGCUCAAAGCAGGGCUCAUUUCAGAAUUAUGUGCUGCAGCAAAGGGGCAUGUGUCUACUGACGUUGGACGAUAAAGACUGAAAGGGAGUGGGAAGAAAGAGUUUGGAUGGAGAGCAGCCUGUGGAACCACCAGAACACAUCAAAGCUGAAAGCUUACCCGUUUGUGAAAAGCAGCAGGUACUUUUUACGGCUACUAAUAAAUGUCACAAAUAAAUUAGCACAUUCAUUUAACAGAUACGAGCUGGUUUAUCUAAACAGCAAUAGACAGGAGAUUACAAAGACACAUUUCUUAUUCCCUGACUGUUCCCUGCAGUUUUCUGCAGCUCGCUCUGAAGUAAACAAGCUACUAGUGAAGGCAGAUCGCUUUGCCAAGUGGCCCCGUAGUCUGUCCAUUCCUCUUUCCGCUGCUAACAGAAUCACUUUCACACUGGUUUGUGUGAAUUUCUGCCUUCCUGCUGUGCGCUGCCAGACUCCAAGUACCUGUCAGAAACAUCAUUUGGCACAGACUCUCCGUUACUAGGAUCUUUCUCUUCCAGAACAACAGCCCUGCCUUUUCUUGCAAAAAAGACAGUCAACUCCCUUUAGAUUUAACUGCACCAAGCCUUGUUUUUCUCCAAGAAGUCAGGAAAAACCUGCAGCGUCCUGGGUGAUGGGUUUUUCUGUCAUUUAACACUUCUUAGUGAAGAAGCAUUAGGACAAGUCACAGGAAUUGCAUUUUAGUCAUGGGGCUGUUUUGACACUGACGCUGGCAGAGUGAGCUUUGCCAACACACGGGUGUAUGGCACUGAGAUUCCCUAGUGUGAAGUAUGAAGUUGGAGGAGUAAAGCCCCGUCAAGGCAAAUGGAAGCAGCUUAUCAAAAGAAGUAUUUCCUUGCCUGGACACUCCUCCUGGACCAGUGUUGUCUCUCACCCGUCAGUCUCUUUUGGUUUGAAAAGCUCAGGGUUGGUGAAGAAUUGUGGAGUAUGGUUUGUGGUUGAGAAUGGGGGUGGGGUGAGAAAUGGGCAAAAUUGCCACUUCUUAUCAAUUUGGGGAAAUGAAAAUUGUGAAGAUCUGGGGCUCACUGCAGGAUUUCUGCUGAUGGAGGAAUCAGGUACUGGAUCACCUUUUCUGUCUCAGCACGCACAUGUUCUGUUUUCAAAGGCAUGGAGGUUUCUAGCUAAAGCAGUAGCAGAAAACAGAUACAAGUUACAUUGGUUCAAUAUUAAUUUAUGUGGAACAGAAUCACCUAGGCUCUUCUAGGUCCACUGGUCACUUACCCAAUAAGCCGAGCACAUGGUAUAGCGCUCCCCUGCAGUUCCCUGGUUCUGAAGCUGCUGUUCUCCCGUUCUCAAUGCAGACGUACCAAUGGGGAUUCCCCUUUGCCUGGCAUGUUAAGUGCUUGGGCAGUGGUGUGUGUCAUAACUUUUUAGACUGAAGUGCAAUUGUGUACAUUCAUUGCAUACUUUGCCUUAGGACAGUCUAUAAUUCCCAAUGUUUAAUGUUUAUUUUUUGUGUAAUCAGUGACCAUAAUUAAUCUACUACUUCACUUUACUGAAGUAUCUUUUCUUUUUCUUUUUAAACAUUUGUUUGUCUUCAAAUUUGUGAUUCAAAUCUACAGGGGGACAGAUAAGGCUGUACUGGAAUGCUUAAAAAAGACCUCUAAAUAAAGAAUUGGCUUCUCAA